AAAAAAAUGAACCAUUUUAAUACAGCAGAAUCUAUUGCGACAAACACACUAUUAAUACCCAAUAUACCCGACUGUUUCUUUGGUUGUGAUGAAGCCAUGCUUACUGUUCACGAUGCAUGUGCUUACUACGGACCAUUGUAUACGUUUGUACCAAUGAAGACAUUUCGACGCAUCAUGGUCAUUUACCAAGAAACUGAACAUGCAAUGAAAGCAAAGGCUGAAUUAGACAAAAGUACUGUUGUCUGGAAGAAUGGACCCAAAGAUAUAACUAUUAAAAAAGGCGACACUUCAGAGACCAACUCACGUAUACUAAGGUUUUACUAUGGACAGCACUUUUCUAUGCAUACAACUCAAUCGACACUAGAUGUACCACAGUUUCGGCGUAAUAUGUUGAUAUCACCACCAGGUUCUCCCUGUGAAGGCUGGGAACAGAUAGAAGAAGACUCACCUAAUAGACGUACACUGGCAUCUGACCUGAUUCAAGCCGUAGCUGACGUUUCAGAUUAUGAACUAGAUGAAGACGAACUCGACUUGGACUCGUCCACUCCUUCUUCAACAACACCGAUAUCCAAGAAGCUCAAUAUUGUGCUUGCAAAGGACAGGGAUACACCUGAACAUCUACCGGAGAUCACAGUAGAGGAUUAUGGUGAUAACACAGAUACUAAAAUACACAUACGCCCUGUGCCAGCAUCCAUGCCGCCAAUGCGUCAUUAAUAGACUUCUUUUAAAUAGCUCUUUUUUUUUUUUAUUUACUAAAACAUCAUCACUACACCAUCGCUACUAGUACUACUACUAUUACUACUACAACAAACAUACAAUAAAAAAAAGUCUUAUGGUUGAUAGGUGUUUGCUAAACGCUUUCCUACUUUUUUCAUCAAGGUGCCUUCUGCUUCCAAUUCCUUUUUCAGUAACUCUUCACCUAGCUGUCUUCGUCUUUCUUCCUCCUUGUCUUGCUCUUCUUCUGAAACAGAUUGUCUUUGCAGCUGCAGCUGCUGCCAUUCAGGG
Rhizopus microsporus ATCC 52813 is the source of this 1005-nucleotide messenger RNA. RefSeq lists its product as uncharacterized. The transcript has a single exon. Lineage: Eukaryota; Fungi; Mucoromycota; Mucoromycetes; Mucorales; Rhizopodaceae. Gene Ontology annotation, cellular component: cytoplasm; nucleus. Gene Ontology annotation, biological process: calcium-mediated signaling. Gene Ontology annotation, molecular function: calcium-dependent protein serine/threonine phosphatase regulator activity; nucleic acid binding. The record is from RefSeq and is a predicted model, not a curated record. The coding region runs from base 7 to 714 and encodes 235 amino acids.